Molecule: messenger RNA, 375 nt
Organism: Trametes versicolor FP-101664 SS1
Lineage: Eukaryota; Fungi; Basidiomycota; Agaricomycetes; Polyporales; Polyporaceae
Product: hATC-domain-containing protein
Exons: 2
Coding region: 1-375 (124 amino acids)
Molecular function (GO): protein dimerization activity
Source: RefSeq, a predicted model, not a curated record
AUGUUCGACAACCUCCCAUACCUGACCGGGGCUGGCAAGCCGUUGGAUACGGACGAGCUAAAGCGCUACCUUGCAGCCGACGUCGAGCGUGUGGAGCACCCAAUUCAGUGGUGGCAGGACCGGAGGACAAAGUACCCUCGUCUUUCCCGUAUGGCGAUCGAUUAUUUAACCAUCCCGGCGACUUCUGUCGAAGUUGAACGAAUAUUCAGCCGCGGCCGCCUUCUACUGUCCCAUGUCCGCAAUCGGAUGACAGCAGAGAGCACGCGCGCCAGCAUGUGCCUCGGCAUAUGGGCCAAGCACGGCCUGGUGGACAAGGCAGUCAUGGUCGCAACCUCUCAGCUACCGGAAGUCGACGAGCCCGACGAGCAGGAGUAG